UUUACAUUUAUUUUAGUUUCAGACGAGUUUAAAACCAAAUACACAGAAUCUGAUAUAUUUUAAUUAAUGCAAGCUCAUGCACUACAUGUUGAUAAAAGUCACAUCUACACAAUUCCCUCGACAAUUCAUUUCUACAUGUACACAACACGCAUGCAUGCACGCACAAACAUAGAGACACACAGUCAGAACAAGUACACACAGAUUGCAGAUUAUAUAUUGUGGACUUGUAUUAAGGGAUAAACUGAGAGGAUAAAGUCCUUUCCCAAGCAGCCUCCCUCUGCCACAGCACGGACCAAACAGCCAGAGAGGGAGAGUGAAGGAGAGGGGGAGUCUGCAGACCUUAAGCACUCACGCAAAGACGGAAAGGUAUUUCAGUUUGUGCUGGUCUCAUUAGGGGCAUCUUCACCUAAACACAACAUGGAUUUGGAAUCGGUGUAUGAGAUCAUAGGGAAGGAGAAUGUGUAUCUAUACGGCUUUGCCACUUUUGUGGUGCUGUGGGCACUGAUCUGGCUCUACCGCGACAGCAUAGAGGUCGACAACAUCUCCGAGAAGUACGUCUUUGUCACCGGCUGUGACUCUGGCUUCGGGAACCUGCUCAGCAGAAAGCUGGACCGCAGAGGCUUCCGGGUCCUGGCUGGCUGUCUGACGGAGAAGGGGGCGGACGAUCUGAAGAGGGCGACAGGGCCCAACCUGAAGACUGUGCUGUUGGACGUGACCAACACUGAUAGCAUCAACAAGGCCAUGGAGUGGACCAAGAAGGAGGUUGGCGACAGGGGCCUGUGGGGCAUCGUGAACAACGCGGGCCGUGCCUUACCCAUGGGGCCCUCUGAGUGGAUGACAGUGGAGGACUUCCACAGUACCCUAAAGGUCAAUAUGAACGGAACUAUCGCCAUGACGAUGAUCUUCCUGCCGCUCAUCAAGAAGGGCAAAGGUCGCAUCGUGAACGUGGCGUCGGUGCUGGGCCGGGUGGCCGCCAAUGGCGGUGGUUACUGCAUCUCCAAGUUUGCUGUGGAGUCAUUCUCCGACUGCCUCAGGAGGGAUAUCAGCUACUUUGGGAUCAACGUGUGCAUCAUUGAACCAGGCUUCUUUAAGACCCAGGUGACCAGUCUGGAACCCAUUGAGAGAGAACUCCAUCGCCUGUGGAACCAGCUAACCCCCGAAGUAAAGGCCAGCUAUGGAGACAAAUACCUGGAGAAGUACAUCCAGAUCCAGCGCCUGAUCAUGAACGCGGUGUGCGACUCGGACCUGAGUAAGGUCACCAACUGCAUGGAGCACGCUCUGACGUCGGCCCACCCGCGCACCCGCUACAGCGCGGGCUGGGACGCCAAGCUUCUGUGGAUCCCCCUCUCCUACAUGCCCUCCUUCGUGGUGGACAUCGGUCUGAAGCUGGUGAUGCCUCGUCCGUCCAAGAGUGUGUAAAGUGCAAGCGCUGCCGUUGCCGUCGGCGUGGGUGGGAAGGCCCAGUGAGCAGGACAGGGCCCACUCUGAGGGCGUUCAGUGUUGAGAAUUUCACACCCAGGAUUUCACUCUGCCCGUAUGUUUUUAUUUGUCGUCAAAUCAAUUGCAGCGAAUCAACUCUUUAGAACAAUGUCUCACUGCACACCCAGAGGUAGCGUGCCUAUAGCCAGCCAACAGGAUGGUGCAUGAGUGGACCAUUACAUCAUCAUUCUUCUGCAUUGUGCCUGGAUGCUCUUCCGAACCAUAUGCCUAUACAUGUGUAACACAAUUGGCUUCAAUUUGAUGGAAUUUUGCUCUAGUACCCAUACUUCUCAGAGAUUUCUUAAGAAAUUGUUUCAAUAUUUUGUGAGUUUUGCUAAAGUAAUGUCAGAAUUACAGUGAUUAUUUGACAAACCAUGCUCCAGACAAUUUGUGAGUGCAUUGUUUACAGUACAAAAGCACAGAACAGGUAUAGUUACACAUUAACUUGUAUUGAAUUGAAACUUAUUUGUGCAAGAAUGCAUAUAUGCAAAAUACAUUAUGUAAAUUGUAAUGUCUAAUUUUGUAUUAGCCCCCUUUGAGGAGAUCUACACAAUCCUGUAUUUGUGGAUUAUUACGCUGUGUAAAUAACCAGCUGGUUGAUCCCGUGCCUUUUUGACACCGUUAUUUAUGUUGUUUAGUAUGUUGAGCAGUAUUGGCCACUGUCAGGGCCACACUAAGUGUCAUCCUCAAGCAGUGUUGUCUCCUUGGAGGGCACUGAUAGACGCGAACUUUAAAUAAAGGUGUCGUUGUUGAAAGAACUGAUGGCCCUUGAACACAGCUGUUAAAAUAAAUACCGAAU
Messenger RNA from Hypomesus transpacificus, 2278 nucleotides. RefSeq names its product retinol dehydrogenase 5 (11-cis/9-cis) (gene rdh5). The record is from RefSeq and is a predicted model, not a curated record. The transcript has 6 exons. Bases 418 to 1419 code for a protein of 333 amino acids. Gene Ontology annotation, molecular function: oxidoreductase activity. Lineage: Eukaryota; Metazoa; Chordata; Actinopteri; Osmeriformes; Osmeridae.